AUGAAACGGAAGCUGUCGAGCUUGAAGCCGAUCUCUCAAGAAGCCUGGGAGCGAAAGCUUCGGGAGCGCGAAGGUGGCGAGAGCACCAAGGGCACAGCACAUCUGAAAGCCGGAAAGGCGCACCGCAAACCGGCGGAAGCGCCUGUUGGAGGCUACCCGGCCGAUGCUAAUCCCUCCGUUGCCAAGGAAGAAGAGGAGGUACCUGCUGCAUUCUCUCCACGGCAAAGUCUAUUUGACCGACGGCACUUCACCACGGUCGACAAGAACUUGGCUUACAUGUGGAAGACUUACAGCUUCUUCAUUCCUGACAGGGAGUAUUGCACAAACGUAGAGGGCCUGCUAGAGCACUUAUGGUUGAAGUGCACCGUAGACUGCUGCUGCCUUUUCUGCAACCGCAGAUUCCCAGACGCCGCCAGCUGUCGACGACAUAUGCUGGACAAGGGACACACGCGGAUCGGUACGGAAGCGCGAACCCGGCGAGGGAACCGUGACGAGCUUGGUUCACAGGAGCUGGAGGCGGAACUCGAGCAGUUCUACGACUUCACUGGCUCCACCCGUGAGAUCACGGAGCGCAUCACAGACCCAGAGCAGCGAGUUGCGUCUGUUUUCCGGUUUUUCGACGAAGAUAGGGAUGGCUUCCUCAACCUCGAGGAGCUGUCAGAGUUGUGGAAAGCCACUUCCACAGACACUGAACGCAGUGAACUGUCAGCCGCCAUGUACAAGGGCGCCUGCCAGCAGGUAGAUGCAGAUCCAAGGCAUGGCCUCACUGUGGAGGCUCUGGGGCAGCUCUAUGCCGAAGGCUUUGCUGACCUCGAGCGGCACUUUUCCGUUCUGGAGGACCUGCUGUCAAAGAAGCUGGCUUCCCGAAAGGCGGUGCUCCAAGCAAAGAGGAUCAAGCAAGCGGGUGGAAAGGAGAUUGAGGAGGAGGAUGAGGAUGAGCAGGACUCCGAGGAAGAGGAUGACGAUGAAGAUGAUGAUGGUGAUAGUUCAGGAACUGAAAUCGUUGAAUGCGACGACGAGGCCGAAUUCGAGGAGGUCAUGCGAAUACUGGGCUUGCAGCAAGCCACCGUUCUCGACAACGGUGACCUGAGGUUGCCCAGUGGCAUGGUAGCAGCCAAUAGGGACGUUGCUCAUAUUUGGCGGCAGAGAGGCACCCGAAAUGGCCAGCUUGUCGCAGCCAACGGAGGCCGGCUUGGUGGCAAGAGCGUGAGGGCCCAUCUUAUGCUUGCAAAUGAUGCCGCUGGCAAGGUCGAGCUGACCCGGAGGCAGCAGCAGAGGGAAGGCAAACGUGUUAUCGCCAUCUUGCGGGAGCAGCAGAAGCAGCACAUGAGACUCGGCAUGCAGAUGAACGCUGUCCUGCACGGGGCCCCGAAGAAGUUCCGGACGCUAAUGGGCGAUGCCUCUGGCGCCCGAUGA
This is a messenger RNA of Symbiodinium pilosum, 1416 nucleotides long. The record is from the annotation of a GenBank genome assembly. Lineage: Eukaryota; Dinophyceae; Suessiales; Symbiodiniaceae.